UCAAGUUCAGAUCCUCCUUGUUUAAUGUUCAGAACUGAACGUUUAAAAGUCCUCGCAGUGGAAAUCGAGGUAUCUGUAUCUACGUUGAAUUACCGACAGGAAUAACUUUAUUUUGAAGGAAGUAAAGCUUUGAAUAAAGGACGCCAUUAUUUUUUUAUGAACGACAUUAUUUAUUUAGACUUUCACUCGUAAGUUGGCGCUUUUUGAAUCGAUUUUGAAGGUAAUAAUAAUGAGUUCAAAAUCACUAACGUUCGUCACCGGCAACGCCAAGAAGCUCCAGGAAGUGGUGGCCAUACUCGGGGACAGCUUCCCUGUCAGCAUCCGGAGCCUGGGAGUGGACCUGCCUGAGUACCAAGGCGACGCGGACGAAGUGACGCGUCAGAAGUGCAGAGCUGCAGCGCAGCACGUCAAAGCUCCUGUCGUUAUUGAGGACACUUGCCUGUGUUUCAACGCCCUGGGGGGGCUGCCGGGGCCUUACAUCAAGUGGUUCUUGGAGAAACUUGGCCCCGACGGCCUCUACAAGCUCCUGGCUGGCUUUGAUGACAAGAGUGCUGUUGCUCAGUGCACAUUUGCGUACUCGUCCGGCUCAGAUGACGCGGAGGUGCUGCUCUUCCACGGACGCGUGCCAGGCGCCAUCGUCGCUCCCCGCGGGGAGACACGCUUCGGUUGGGACCCUUGCUUCCAGCCCGACGGAUUUACCGAGACUUUCGCUGAGAUGAGCGCAGAGACGAAGAACGGCAUCUCGCACCGACGCCGCGCGCUUAACGCCCUAAAGGAAUACUUCGCUGCAGACGAGGGCCUGACGCGUCUACGAGCUGACCUGCUGCAGGACGACCUGCACACUGAUGCUGCAGGACGACCUGCGCACUGAUGCUGCAGGACGACCUGCGCACUGAUGCUGCACGACGACCUGCGCACUGAUGCUGCAGGACGACCUGCACACUGAUGCUGCAGGACGACCUGCACACUGAUGCUGCAGGACGACCUGCACACUGAUGCUGCAGGACGAUCUGCACACUGAUGCUGCACGACGACCUGCGCACUGACGCUGCAGGGUGCUGCACUCUUCACGAUGAUCUCAGUUCGGUGUUCCAGGAUUAAUCGAACAAUAAUCAGCUUGUUAUAUAAAUUCCUGUUUCGUUAGAUAUUUUCAUCACUUGAAGUAGAUAUCGAGUUAAGUAUGCGUGUUAAGACUUGUGGGACCGCGAAACAAGAAAUAAUCUGAUUUUACUCCAUUUCUUCGAAAACGUAUGGUUGUGAGGUAAAAUUUCUCUAAUUGUAAUUGUUGGUCAUAGUUCUGCUAAAUUAUAAAAUAACAUAAUUUCCAAACUCAGAAUACAUUUUUCUGAGCUCGGAUUAUCAAAUUUCAGUAUUGAUAUUUUUAUUUUGUUAAUUUCGAUGUAACUAUUACAAGUAUUGUUAUUUCACAACGUUUUAUAAGUCGUUGUUUGAGAUCAUCAGCUGGUCAGGGUAAGAGUGCAUAUGACGGUGUUUUUGAUUUAUUCCAUUUGAAGUGAUUUAGUUAAUUUACAUGUUUUCAAACAAGGCACAAAUAAGCGCACCUGUGAUAAAUAUAAUGAUCGAAGUUGA
Hyalella azteca is the source of this 1590-nucleotide messenger RNA. RefSeq names its product inosine triphosphate pyrophosphatase-like. NCBI's taxonomy places the organism in Eukaryota, Metazoa, Arthropoda, Malacostraca, Amphipoda, Hyalellidae. The coding region runs from base 230 to 871 and encodes 213 amino acids. Gene Ontology annotation, cellular component: cytoplasm. Gene Ontology annotation, molecular function: nucleoside triphosphate diphosphatase activity. The record is from RefSeq and is a predicted model, not a curated record. The transcript has 4 exons. Gene Ontology annotation, biological process: nucleoside triphosphate catabolic process.